AUGCGUCCUUUAUUGACCRCUACGAUAAUCGUCUACCGUCUAGCGUGCGGCGUGGGCUGGAUUGACCCGGAGAUGUCCGUGGACGAUGUUGCAACUUCAGUUGGUGGAUCCGGUUCACAGACACGUUGGGGAAAACCAAACAACUACAGCCAACAUAGCAUGUUCGAGUGUUUGCGAUGCGCUGAAGGAUGCGACGAGUGCAUCGACUCUAGUCCCUGUAUAGCAUCAUUAAACUGGGUACUCCGAACGAUUAUACUAGUGCUGUCAAUGGUCAUAAUCGGAUGCCUUCCGCUGGUCGUGUUUUUUACAUGGAAAUACGGACAUCUAAAAGUUGUCCGAGCAGCUAGUCCGGCAUUGCUCAGAGUUAUUGCUCUUGGUGCGUUUUUUAUUUAUGCUACGAUGAUUGUGAUGUAUCCAAAACCAAAUGUGAUUACUUGUAUUGCUCGUGUCUGGCUUCGAGAAAUUGGAUUCUCACUCACCUAUGGAGCAUUAAUGCUAAAAACCUGGAGGAUAUCAGUUAUAUUCAGGGUGAAAUCAGCAAAAGUCGUGAAAAUCACCGAUAAGGAUUUACUAAAAAGACUUGGGCUAAUGAUGGCGGUAGUUGGCUUGAUAAUGCUGAUAAGAACUCUUGUCAAUCCGCCAUAUAUUAUAGUAGGUAGAACUGCAGAUAAUUUAAAAACAGAUCUGUGUCCAACUGGAUGGUGGGACAGAUUCUUCUCAAUAUUGGAAGUAUUAUUUUUAGUUUGGGGUAUCCGUCUCUGUAUUGUUGUGCGAAAAGCACCAUCAGAAUUCAACGAGAGUCGAUUCAUGUCAAUGGCUAUCUACAAUGAAUUUAUUCUCUCAGUCUUCCUGAACGUAUCAAUGUUUUUUCUACAGUCGCCGGCUAACCCUGACUUGCAGUACAUCAUUUUCUUUUGCCAUACUCAACUCACAGUCACAACUUUGCUAGGAUUUAUAUUCGCUAGUAAGGCAUAUUUAGUGAUGAGAGGUGAUGAAGCAAACGAUGAAGACGGCCAGAUAAAGAGUAUUAAAGUGACCGGUGGUAGUAGAAUGUUGAGUAAACAGACUAGAAAUUCAAACAAAGCUAAUAACUCCACAUUUUGUGGUUUGGAAGAAUCUAGCACUGACUUUGUGCUAACGGAAACAGACGCACAAGAAGAAUUUGCUCAACUCUUCAAGCAGCUGGAUGCCCUUAAAGAGAAAAACUUGAGGUUUGGCAACAGGCAUCUGGCUGAAAAGAUAUCGGCUAUGCAAGAGGUGAGCAAACGCGUAGUUUGGUCUACCAAUAUCGACAAAAAGCCAGUGGCUGCAGUUGUUGGCAGUUUCGCGUUCACUAACCACCACCAUGGCUGUAGUCACCCAAUUAGCGGUAGCCAAAAAUCAUUAGUCGUUAAUCAAAAUGGCAAGAAACCGUUUAUGAAAGAAGUGACGGUGUGACGUACAUUAUAAUAUACUGUAAAUAAUUAUAG
Molecule: messenger RNA, 1469 nt
Organism: Diuraphis noxia (Russian wheat aphid)
Lineage: Eukaryota; Metazoa; Arthropoda; Insecta; Hemiptera; Aphididae
Product: putative G protein-coupled receptor CG31760
Biological process (GO): G protein-coupled receptor signaling pathway
Cellular component (GO): membrane
Molecular function (GO): G protein-coupled receptor activity
Source: RefSeq, a predicted model, not a curated record